Messenger RNA from Musca vetustissima, 744 nucleotides. RefSeq lists its product as uncharacterized. The transcript is spliced from 3 exons. Gene Ontology annotation, molecular function: cysteine-type endopeptidase activity. Lineage: Eukaryota; Metazoa; Arthropoda; Insecta; Diptera; Muscidae. Gene Ontology annotation, biological process: proteolysis. Bases 1 to 744 code for a protein of 247 amino acids. The record is from RefSeq and is a predicted model, not a curated record.
AUGGUCCCAUUUACUAGUAAAGGCUCUGAUAUUGCCAGUAAUGACUCCUGUCAAUACUCUAAUUUCAGCUUUGCUCAGCCCUUGUGUGUUAUUGUUAUUGUUGGAUUUGAUCAAGAUAGAGAUGGCCUAAAUGAAGAUAUUUCGGCAAUUAAGGAUGCAUUCUGCGAGCAUUUUAACAUUAAACUGGAGAUGUUAAUCAACGAAAAUCGUAAAACAAUAAGUGACAAAUUUAGCUCGUUUCACACCGACGACCAAUGGCUAGAAAUAUUUAGAAAUGCACACUUCGUUGCCGUUUUCUGCCUCUCCCACGGCACUGCAGAUGGUCAAAUUGAACUCAAGUCCAAAAACGAAAUAAGCGAUGCCCGACGAUUACUAUUAUGUCCCCUAUUCAAAAUCCAAGAAUUGGAUUAUAAACUGAAAUGGUUGGUGGUUCAGGCAUGUCGUGGUGAACUAAAUAAUUAUCGACCAUUGCAAAAUGAUGGUGAGGACCAAGUAUAUCCCAAUCAUCAUUUCAUUUCGUAUUGUACUGGUGAAGGUACGGAGAGUUUUCAGCGUGGCACUGGCGGUAAAGUGUACAUCCAAGAGCUGUGUAAAGAAAUCAAAAGGAAUAUACGAGAGAAACGAUUAUACGAUAUGAUAGAAAGUGUUAACACAAGGAUUGGAGAGUUUGCCAAGACACAAGGUUCGACGACCUUUCAAAAACCUGCAUUCAAAUAUAGCUAUGAGGAUUACACUUUCUUCUGA